Molecule: messenger RNA, 2219 nt
Organism: Solenopsis invicta (red fire ant)
Lineage: Eukaryota; Metazoa; Arthropoda; Insecta; Hymenoptera; Formicidae
Product: bifunctional purine biosynthesis protein ATIC
Exons: 7
Coding region: 234-2015 (593 amino acids)
Biological process (GO): 'de novo' IMP biosynthetic process
Cellular component (GO): cytosol
Molecular function (GO): phosphoribosylaminoimidazolecarboxamide formyltransferase activity; IMP cyclohydrolase activity
Source: RefSeq, a predicted model, not a curated record
CUCUUCACUGUUUGCUGGGGAGAUGGAUGAACGUGUGUACAUUGUAUCGUGCACGAUAUAAUACGUGCUCCUUGGCGGCACAUCCUCUUUGCCUCGCAUUGCCUCCAAUUGAGAACGUGAGGAAAUUGGAGGGAAUUCUCUGUCGGCGAGAUACUUGCGAGCCGAUUUCGUUUAAAAAAAACAGACACCUGUGUGCAGUUUUCUGUCUGCCUGUUUGGAUCUAACGCCUGAAAAUGCCAUCAAAUAAAUUAGCUCUUUUAAGCGUGUCUGACAAGACCGAACUGUUACCAUUGGCAAAAAAAUUACAUGGUUUUGGAUUGACUUUGAUUGCCUCUGGUGGUACCGCACAAGCACUGAGAGAUGCUAAAUUACCAGUUCGAGAUGUGUCUGAAGUUACAGGAGCACCUGAGAUGCUCGGUGGACGUGUAAAAACUCUUCAUCCUGCUAUCCAUGCUGGCAUUCUCGCCAGGUUGACAGACUCCGAUGCUCAGGAUCUUCAGAAGCAAAAUUAUGAUCUUAUCCAAGUGGUAGUUUGCAAUCUGUAUCCCUUCGUAAAUACUAUUUCGAAACCAAAUGUGACGGUCGAGGAUGCGAUAGAAAAUAUUGAUAUUGGUGGUGUGACUCUAUUACGCGCCGCUGCCAAGAAUCACUCCAGAGUUACAGUUAUCUGUGACCCCGCUGAUUAUGAAAAGGUCAUCAAAGAGAUGGACGCUGCCGCCGACAAGAACACCUCCUUGCAGACUAGGCAAACUUUAGCCCUGAAAGCGUUUACUCAUACUGCUGAAUACGACAACGCUAUUUCGGAUUACUUCCGCAAGCAGUAUAGCGCCGAUGUCUCUCAACUCACUCUUCGCUAUGGUAUGAAUCCGCAUCAGAAGCCUGCGCAGAUAUUCACUACUCUGGAGAAAUUGCCGUUGACCGUGCUGAACGGAUCACCCGGGUUCAUCAAUCUGUGCGAUGCAUUGAAUGGUUAUCAACUGGUGAAAGAAUUGAAGUUGGCUCUAAAUUUACCAGCGGCGACUUCCUUUAAGCACGUUAGCCCGGCUGGUGCCGCGGUUGGCGUUCCGCUGGACAAUAUACAGGCGAAGCUAUGCCAAGUGGAUGAUCUAUAUAAUCAGCUUACGCCCUUGGCAACCGCUUACGCUCGAGCGAGAGGUGCUGAUCGAAUGUCCAGUUUCGGUGACUUCGUCGCAUUAUCUGAACCAUGCGAUGUUGUAACGGCGAAGAUCAUAUCAAGAGAAGUCUCAGACGGUAUUAUCGCGCCCGGCUAUUCGGAAGAAGCUCUUGAGAUACUGAAGAAGAAAAAAGGCGGCUCAUAUUGCGUGCUUCAAAUCGAUCCUUCUUACGUACCAUCCCCGAUGGAACGCAAGACCUUGUAUGGCCUGGUCAUGGAACAGAAACGUAACGAUGCGGUGAUCGAUAAAUCGGCGUUCGACAAUAUUGUUACGGCGAAGUCAAAAACUCUGUCAGAGAAUGCUAUCCGUGAUUUGAUCGUGGCAACUAUCACUGUAAAAUACACGCAAAGCAAUUCAGUCUGUUACGCCAAAGAUGGGCAAGUGAUCGGCACGGGAGCGGGACAGCAAUCUCGAAUUCAUUGUACUAGACUUGCAGGAGACAAGGCCGAUAAUUGGUGGCUUCGCCAACAUCCGAAAGUAACAGGAAUGAAAUUCAAAAAGGGUGUGAAAAGAGCGGAGAUAUCUAAUGCAAUUGACAAUUACGUCAAUGGGUCCAUUGGGAAGGAUAUGGAUGAAGCUACCUGGGCUUCCAUGUACGAAGUGAUUCCUGAAAAACUAUCAGAGAGCGAUAGAAUUGAAUGGAUCAAGAAGUUGGAUAAUGUUGCUCUAAGCAGCGAUGCCUUUUUCCCGUUUAGAGACAACGUUGAUAGGGCUAGACUUAGUGGUGUCAAGUUUAUUGCUAGUCCUGCUGGUUCUACAAACGACGUAGCAGUAAUCGAAGCUUGCAACGAACACGGAAUUGUGCUGGCUCACACUGGUUUCCGAUUGUUCCAUCAUUAAAUUUGAGAUAUAAUUUUAUACGUACAUUGUUACUAUUUUUAUAUGGUAUAUCCAACCGAGUAAUGUUUCUCUUUCAAUUAAUGUUUUGAUAUAAGAAAAGUGGCAUAGAAAAUAUUUUUGUACCUCUUUUUUACUUCUGAUGUCUAUUAAACUUUAUAUGAUAUGUAAAAAAACAAUAUGUUAAAUAUAAACAUUAGCAUAUAU